AGCAUUGCAAGACUGACUGGCUGGGAAAAAUGUCAUCUGAACAUGACCCUUUAUCCAUGUAUCAGCUGUCAUUUAACAAGUCCAUUUGUGAUUCAUUUGCAGAAAAUUGAUUGACCUACUUCCGGUUUAAAGAUAAUCUUUGUUUCUGACAUAUGAUAACUUGGAUAGAUUAUACAUUGUACAAAGCAGACAUUAAUCUAACUCGACAUAUCAUUUUAUCUAAAUAAGCCCUGUCUUGCAGCUGAAUACCGAAAAUGGAGGAAUAUAAACUCGACGAUAGUUUUACAAGUGAAAGUAGUGAAUAUGACUUGACGUUAAUUGUGGAUGGUCAUAAGAUAAGAGUAUGGAAAGUGGUAUUAUGUGUAGCAUCACCAGUGUUUCGUGCCAUGCUACAGUCUCAAUUUAAGGAGAAGGAUCAAGCUGAAGUAAAUCUUCCGGGGAAGAAGUAUAAGGAUUUUGUGGAGUUCCUAAGCUGCUUUUAUCCAGACAGACUUGAACGGGUCACAAACGAUUCUGUUUACAGAAUUCUUCCAUUGGCUGUUGAAUAUCAAGUAAAGGUACUGGAAAAGGAAUGUCAGAGGCGUCUGGUAAAACUUGUGAAAACCAGACACUUACCGGAUGCUGUCCAAAUUUACCGCCACCUCCAACUAGCUGAGCUGUAUAAACUUGAGGAUCUUAGAAAAAUUUGCAUUUCUGCAGCAUCUGAUUUAAAGCUGAGUCAAAUGGAAACAGCUGCAGCAGAACAUCCAAUUCCUGAAAACAUUCUUGUACAGAUUCAUCAUCUUGCUCGCCGUAAACAAGAAUUAAACAAAAUGGAUGACGACCGUCUUGCGAAGAAGAAUCAUUCGAAAAGUGCAAGCUAUAUAAGUUUUAUCGAGCAAGAAGCUGAUUUAUCCUGGUACCCGGAAAACCAUCGAAUAACAAGAGCCGCUAGACUUUGGUACAGAUACUAUCAAAAUAAUGAAGAACUACUGAGAAAUAUUAUAACGAGUAUUGAAAGUAUGAAGGUUGAUGAUGCUAUCAAAGAGGAGUGCGAACUGCUCCCAGACACAAUUAAACAACGUUUAGGAGUUGAUUAUAAUAAGAAUUAAGAAUGAGAUGUAUUUUACUUGUCAAUUAGUGUGCAUAUUUUGUUUUGUUGCAAGCCACUGAUAAGCCUAAUUAUAUUUAUAAAAAUGUAGUCACAAGAUACUUUUAGAAUAUAUAAGCUUCAUUUUAAUGUACCAAAGUCAAGUGUCGUUUAACAGCUUAGACUCUUCCACGCGUUCAUACUACAUAUUAACUGUAUUCGCUAAGACAGAACAGUGUCACUCGUGAACAGACUAUUAACAGCUAACAUGCGUUAAUCUGGGUUUGGUGUACUUGUGUGAUAGCCAAUAUACUAAUUUUCACAAAAUUAAGAUCUUUCAAUAUAAUGUAUGAAUUUGUGGCCCUGUCCUACCAAAGAAAUGAUAAUCUGUAAGUAAUUGUUAAUGUAGAUAGGAAUUUCCGGUCCGAGAGUAACUGUUUUAGCAGUAACCUGGCUGUCACAACAGUAAUAGUCAAGAAAUACACAUUAUGUGUAUGCACUGAUAUUGCAAUUCAUAGGUAGAAUAUGUCAUUUUUAAACAAUGAUAUUUGUCAAAGUUUACACAAUGUAAAUAUGUUAGAUAUCUGAAUAGCUGCAGACUUGCAGUAACUUUAUACUAAAUAUGCAGCUUUUUAUGUUAAAAUGAGCAAUAGAGCAAAGUCCUAUUUUAGAUUUCCUACAAUUUAAGUGUUGAAUUAUACAUUCUUCUUAUAUAAGAAUAUGUAUGAAAAUAUGAUUUUUAUAUGAAAAUAUGGUUUUUAUUGCUGACAGAUGUGUUAUAUGGAGUAUUAAAAUUUAAAUGCUAUGA
Molecule: messenger RNA, 1877 nt
Organism: Mercenaria mercenaria
Lineage: Eukaryota; Metazoa; Mollusca; Bivalvia; Venerida; Veneridae
Product: TD and POZ domain-containing protein 3-like
Exons: 2
Coding region: 255-1091 (278 amino acids)
Molecular function (GO): protein binding
Source: RefSeq, a predicted model, not a curated record